This is a messenger RNA of Brassicogethes aeneus, 5230 nucleotides long. The record is from the annotation of a GenBank genome assembly. NCBI's taxonomy places the organism in Eukaryota, Metazoa, Arthropoda, Insecta, Coleoptera, Nitidulidae.
GACUAGUCACCUUACCAGUCGACACGCCGGCAACCGAGUCUUCACUGUCUUCAGUUGCUGCUGGCCGAUCGAGCAACACCGAUUUUCUUUUACUCCUGCUGAAGAAAACACUCGUGCUCGCCGUAACUGAAUGGAUUCGGUUUCAAAAUCCAUCAAAAACAACUAAUUCCAUACAUGCAGGAUACCCCGUGUGCAAGUGCAUUAUCGAUGCUGCCCUAAGUGUUUCUUCCGUUAUGUGAUCAAAUCUUUUCGGCUCGUUAUAUAAAUUUUAUUGGAGAGAAGAGGAGCUGUGCGCGACUGACUGACGUUCUUUAGUGCCACCACUGUUAUCAUGUGCUGUAGCUCUACGUUGUCGUUGUUGUUUUAAGGCUGAUGACAUUCCGCUCUUUCAGAUUGCCGAAAGGGCCACGGGAAGAUGCGGGUCUCAAUACGCCACCUUAGGCGAAUUUUAUCAGUGCCUUUGAUAGAUUGCAUAUUUUGUAUAUUUUUGAUAAUCAAUGUUGUGGAUAGUGCGGGCGAUCUAUGGCCGAUGGACAGACCGGACGGCAUGCCGUCGAUACAGUCGUUGGAAGUGAUGUGCGGCAAGGACCACAUGGACGUGCAUCUGACAUUUUCGCAGCCCUUCGAGGGCAUCGUGUCGUCGAAGGGCCAGCACGGCGAUCCGCGGUGCGUGUACGUCCCGCCGUCCACGGGCCAGACGUUUUUCUCGUUCAGGAUCGCGUACGCGAGGUGCGGUACCAAGCCCGAUCUAAACGGGCAGUUUUACGAGAACACUGUCGUGGUGCAAUACGAUAAGGACCUUUUGGAAGUGUGGGACGAGGCUAAAAGACUGAGAUGCGAGUGGUUUAAUGAUUACGAGAAAACCGCAUCCAAGCCGCCGAUGGUCAUUGCCGAUCUUGAUGUGAUACAACUAGAUUUUAGGGGUGACAAUGUAGAUUGCUGGAUGGAAAUUCAGCAUGGUAAAGGGCCAUGGGCACCACCUGUCAGUGGAAUUGUUCCACUGGGAUCAACGCUCACGCUGGUUGUGGCUAUCAACGAUUAUCGAGGAGAAUUCGAUAUGCGUGUAAAAUCCUGCGUGGCAUCCGACGGUGGCGGUCACCUGAUCCAGCUUUCAGAUGAAUUUGGCUGUGUGCUGAGGCCGAAAAUGAUCAGUCGUUUCUUAAAAGCCAAGGGCGCAGACGAAAGAGCCUCCGUCAUAACGUACGCCUUUUUCCAUGCCUUCAAGUUCCCAGACGCGCUCAGCGUCCACAUAAAAUGCAAAGUCGAAAUUUGUCGGCACGGGUGUCUUGACCACUGCCAGCUGCAGCCGGCGCAUGAAAAUGCCAACCAGGACCUGUCGCAGUACAUUGGAGGACCUUUGGAGAGGAAGGACGACAAGGUGGAGUCCGAAGAGGAGGAGGAAGAUGAUAAGAUUGAUAGAAACGGAAGACCUGAUCCUGUGGAUCAAGAGUUACAUGAGGACUUUUAUGAUGAUAUUAUACAUGAAGAGUCUGAGGAAAUACAAAAUAAAAAUGGUAACAAGAUCCCUUCAGUAAAGAUGUCACUGAAUGCCCAAUUAAGCAAGGAAACUGAAGACGCAAGUCCUUUGAAGAAGGUGCUGGAAGCGGAAACAGCGGGUGGUGGUGGUAACGGCGGCGGCGGCGGCGGCGGCGGCAGUGGUAGCAGAGAGCCGCAGCGGUAUACCGAGCCGGAUAGCGAGGACGACAACGCAAAACUGGAAAUAACGGCAUUGCCUAAUAAGGAUAUGUUUCUGGUACCCAACGAACAAUUCCCUCACGGGCCCCGCACGUUCGAAGACGGACCGCCGGUAGCGGCGCCGAGAAGUUUCUCCGACGCCUCCGAUCCGGCGGUAGCCAAUAAAGAAAACCUGACGGAAUCAGAGCGACGCGCCCCAAUUGUGCCGAUAGUGGAACGUUUGAAACGUAGACGCAGAUCGGUGGUGAUAUCGGAUGGCCAGGGCCGUAACGCGGACGUGGGAGUCAGCGGGAUCUACGAGGUGAUUUCCGAGGCCGAUCUCGCUUUCAGUCCCGACAGCCGUGCCGAGGCGGUGACCGUCUUCCAAGGCCGCAUAAGGGAGGAAGUCGUCUACGGCAUUUGCAUGCCGGUUCCGGGUUUCAGCCUGCUAUUCGUGCUAGUAGCCGUGUCGGCCGUCGUGUCCGCUCUCGUGGCCGGUUCACUGUUAUAUCGCUAUCAGCUUCAAAAGGAACAUUUGGCCGAACAGGCGCAACACCAAAACGGCAUUUUUUCCACUUGGAUCGGUCUCAGGUUACUCAGAAUGAGAGGCGGCGCGCCAGCAGUUCCCGUUUCGGAAUCUAACGGCACCACCGUUAACUCCCUGGUGUUGAACGGAAAAACCGAUGAAUCACGUAUUUGCGAUUAAUUCCACUCGAACACUAGUUGGGUUUAAUCUUCUACUUAAUUCUCCAUUUUCAAGAAAUAAUUAAUUAGAAUUAUAGCUAUAAUUUAAUCCGUUCACUAUUGGGAAAAUUUGAUUGAUAAAAGAAUAAAGCAAUAUUCCAUAAACAACCUACUUGAAAAAGGACAACUUUGGUAAUAUGUUUAACAAAUAUUAGAAAUAUUCCUUAACACCAAACAAAACACAAAUGCUUAAAGUACUUUUCGCCAACAAUGGUGGCAUCUUCAGAAGCGAAGUGUAACACUUCGGCGAAAAGCACUUUAAUCACUUUAUAUUUUGUUUUGGUGUUGGGGAACAUUUCUAAUAUUUGUUCUACAUAGCAAUGUCAAAAGUUGUCAAAAUCCAAGUUUUUGGAACUUUCUGUCAUUCUACCUUGAGUUUUCAGUAAAGGUUGAGUUUUGAGUACACAAUGGUAAAGUUGAAUUUUAUCGCCUGAUAGGGACGAUUAAGUAAAUGUUUUUACAGAUAGGCUUGCAAAACAAAGCCAUUACUAUGCCGUAUUUUUUUACACUUCUCAAGUAUAGUUCCACAAUGUAGGACCUACAUUGUAGGUCGCUUUUUUGGCCGCAAUUUUUUUAUUUUGUGUGGCUUCGAUUAUUUAAAAAUCUUUUUUAAAGAAAUACGAUUAGGGUUAAUAUUUGUUUUAGUGGCGAAUAUUUAUUUUAUUAGAAAUAAAUUGCUUUAUUUUAUUAUUUAUCAAAAUUUUUCAAAAUUGAAUUGUAUACCCACCUACAGCACUUCAUAUUGCUGCAUAUUUGCAACAAAAAAAAUUGGGAAACGGCUUUAAUAAUUUGGUUAGAAUUUUGCUUAUUAAUCGUAAUUACGAAUUUGAUAUCCAUUUUUUCAAAAACAAAAUGGCGGAUUCAUUUUUCAAACCGAUAUUGCUCAAAUUUGGCAACAUGUGGUUUUUGAGGUCGCUGAUUACAAAUAGUAUAUUCAUUUUUUCAAUUUAAAAAAAAAAUGUCGGAUCCAAUAUUUGCCAAUUUUUUUAAAUAACUUUUUAGAAACGACUCCAGACUUUUCAAAAUUUUAAAUUUGUUAAAAAUUUCCAAAAUUUUAAAUUUUUUUAAACAAUCAUACAAAAAUUAUAAUGGUCAAUAUAUCCAAAAUGUCCAAAAUUCUUAAAAUCUUAAAAUUUACAAUUAAAAAAAAAUGGUAGGAUCAAUUUGCACAGUACAAAAUUAAAAAAAAUAGGGGGAAAUAUUCUUAAAAAGCAUCUUCUGUCGUGGGUCUACUUAAAGCGACACACCCGGUUUUUUACGUAAACUUAUCACAGUGUUUGUAAAAUUUUCGUAGAUCGUUAUAAUUGAUAUUAUCAAUUUGAUAAUAUAUAAGAAAUUAUAAUAUUGCAGAGUAAAUUGCAUGCAAUGUUGCACGCCAUUAAAGUAGAAAUUUCAGCAAUGUUACUUGUAAUCUUGCUGCAACAUUACAUGUAACUUGACGGCGCGGAGACAUUUCAUCAACGUUGUCUGCAAUGUUGCAGAAAUAUUGAGUGCUGUAGGGGACGUAUUAUUUACCUUUUAAUUAUGUCUGCAUACUCCAAGGUACUUAUUAAAUUAUUACAAAUUUACAAAACUUCACUUAUCUACAUAUAUAUACAUAUAUAUGUAUAUAUACUAUACUAUAUAUAUUACUCUUACUAACUAUAGUAACUAUAGUUAAUUAUGGACUAUGGUGGAUCCACGGGGGGCUUCAGCGAGUAAUGUAUGCAAAAUCAGCAUAACCCCCCAAAAAAAAAUCUUGGAUCCGCUACUAAAUAUUGUAGUUCAUAAUUUGUUUAAAUUAAAUUAUGUUUCCUUUUAUUUUAAACGCUGUUACCAUAUAGUUUACAAUAAAAAAGUUUUAAAAAAUGUUAAUAACGAUUAAUAAAAAAUGUAAACAUUUUUAUAAACCUUACCUUAGUGGUACAGUAAGUAGGUGCGAGUUGUUCUUACUAGUAUAAAUAAUACAAAGGGCUCAUUUGCAAUAAAAUGUAUAGCUUUUAAUUUGAAAACAUAUUACUUGUAGUUAAAUUAUUACUUAAGUUAUCCUGUAAAUAAAAUUAAAAUUUUUGACCUCGGUAUUUUAGAUCCGGGAUUUUUAGUUAAUUUAUAUUUAUUUAGCUGUAUAUAAAUUGUUGCUUUUUAUGAAAUGUUUAUAUUUAAUUUUUAGUUACUAACCUAGAUUAUUGUUGUUAUAAUAAAAUAUUUUAUAUAUUUAUUGCAUUGUAACAUACUAACUAAAAAUACAUACAUAUUUAUUUAAGUAUGAAUAUUUAUUAAUUUGUAAAGGUAAAGUUCAUUUUUUUAUCUGGACUGAGGCAACGUUGCAAAUUUAGGGUUUUGGUUGGUAAAUACGGAACCAAAAUUGGUUGCAUUGAUUAAAACAAACUAAACUAGUUAUAAAUGUAUACAUUAUAAUUAUAAUGUAAUUGUGGUUAUGUGUAAAUUAUUGUAGGAUACAUUGAACGGUUGUCAAGUUGAGUCAAGUUGAGUUGUCAAAAUUCGUAGUUAAAAAUGCAAUUAAUUUGACUUUGGUGGUGCGUAGUUGAGUAAAAUCAUAUAAAAACGUAGUUAAAUAUAGGUGACCACGGCCCAGGAGAUCAUACCGGAUAAUAAUCUUUGCUUUGAAAAAAAUUUAUAUAAAAGACAUUAAAAUUUUAUGUAGGUAACACACGUGAAUGUUGUCCAAUCAUUGGAAUUCAAUGGUGAAUGGGUAUUUUGUUAGGCAUUGCACGUUAAUACUCGUAGUGGCUUAAUAAUAAUUAUAAUGUAUACAUUGUCCAGGACUAUUAAUAUAUUAAUGAUCAGUAGGGGAAGGUGGGGGAAUUCUGCG